AACGGAACCGGACCCAUUUUCGCGAAAAUCGGUGAAGCACUUCCUCCCCGUGGAGAGGGGGUAUGAUCGCGAACUAUAGGGAGUAGGGAUGAGCGCGCCGCGCCAACGAGAUUUGUUUAGCUUUAACUCAACUAUAAGUAAUUUGACCGUUAAACUGUCCGAACUUUUAGUAAGUAGAUAUUCAAAGUAAUAUCGGUAAAAAUCUAAAACGCUCUCAAGAUGAUGACCAGUAACUUAGUCGGUAUCUUCAUUAUAAUUAUAAAUUUAUUAAUACUUAAUACCCAACAAGAAACUACUGCAGAAGUGUCAACAUUUAUAAAAACCCACCAUGGACUUAUCAACAAUACGUGUGUUAGCGUAGUAGAAUCGAUCACAACAAAAUGCCUACAAGAAUACAAGUUCAUUCGAGCAAUGGGAAUAUCCCACUGUAAUCACCGAGAGGAGAUUUACCAAGAUACAAGUAAACAUCAAGAAUACACACUAAUCAUUACGUAUGAUGGAGCGAAGUGUGACAGCAAUAAGAAAGAAAACUUCACGCUCAUAAUAAAGUUCAUCAGAAAUAUGAAACUGAAUACCUCAGAACUUCCAAUGUUAUUGGAUGAAAAAAUUAUUGAAUUAAACGUAAGCAAACAAUGUCGAUUGGAAAUAAACAUAUCAAGCGAUAAAAUAUGCCAAGUUGUGCAUUACGCAGAGUCGCAUAAAUUUUAUAAAAAAUGGGUAGUUACACCAUUAUCUUGGACUACGUGGGCCGUAGUUGCCUUAUUUAUACUUGCUGUUAUCUAUGCAAUAUAUUCAAAAUUGCUUAAAGACAGAAUAAUUGCCGUUUGGAGAGCGAUUGUUGGUGCGGUAAAUAGAAAUCAUUAACAUGAUAAUCAGAACAAGUGAAUUUGGGGAAUAUAUUUGUAAAAACGGCAUUUGUAAGUUGCGUCUAUUCUAUCAAUAAAUAACCGUCCAUGCAUA
Nasonia vitripennis (jewel wasp) is the source of this 960-nucleotide messenger RNA. RefSeq lists its product as uncharacterized. The transcript is spliced from 4 exons. Bases 220 to 864 code for a protein of 214 amino acids. NCBI's taxonomy places the organism in Eukaryota, Metazoa, Arthropoda, Insecta, Hymenoptera, Pteromalidae. The record is from RefSeq and is a predicted model, not a curated record.